AUGAAUACUACAACUACUAAUAUGUUUAGUCAUUAUUAUUCUUUAUCUACAAUAUAUUCACAAAGUGUUCGCAAUGGUCUUAGUCAGUCUAUAUCAGAAGUUAAAAAUACUAUUGUAGAAUUAGAAAAAUUUAAUAUUGAAGAACUUCUUCGUUUUCGUUUAGCUCCUCGAACUGAAUCAUCAUCAAUUACAAAGCAAAAUAGCAAUGGUAACAAAACUAAUACUACUUUUACUGUUCGUUUAGAUAAACGAUUCAAUUCAGGUCUCUCGGGACGUGAAAAAACAACACAUUUUGGUUUGACUGAAUGUGCUCUAUUAAGAAUAGCAGCAAAUAAUCUCAAAUCAAUUUAUGGUUCUAUUCGUCUCGAUAAUUUAACUAAUAGUACCGAACUAUGUGAUGACGUUGAAACAAUAUUUAAUCAAAUUCAACAAGAAAGUCGUCGAUUAGGUAUUAGUCCGGUACUUCGUUCUGUUAUUGAUCUUGUGUGUACAUCUAAUAUACUUGUUAAUUCGAAAGAAUUUACUCCAUCGUCAUCUCAUUUUGACAAUGAAGCAUUUUGCUGA
Rotaria sordida is the source of this 564-nucleotide messenger RNA. The record is from the annotation of a GenBank genome assembly. NCBI's taxonomy places the organism in Eukaryota, Metazoa, Rotifera, Eurotatoria, Philodinida, Philodinidae.